This is a messenger RNA of Microcebus murinus (gray mouse lemur), 3227 nucleotides long. The record is from RefSeq and is a predicted model, not a curated record. Lineage: Eukaryota; Metazoa; Chordata; Mammalia; Primates; Cheirogaleidae.
UGGCCCUUCUGGCAGAAUACUAGCCUCUUAUAGUCUAAUGCUAUCCCAAUUCAUGAAUCACUGAAUGCUCAAAUAAACUGUUUAAAAUUUAAAUGUGCUUAAAGUUUUUCUUUUAUCAAAUCUGGUGUCAGAAGUAGGAUCCAAAGGAGACCACAUGAUAACGAUGUCUGGGAGGAAUGAGCAAAGUACCCCACUAGACCCCUUGUGCUACCCGCUUCUCACUGCACAUUUGGAGGUCAUCACUAGUAAGUCCUCUACAAUAUCUGAGUUCUACAACUUAUGUCAAGUUCUCUGAAUUUAUGUGAACAUUUCUGGUCUAGACUAAAUUUAGAUGUCCUAACAGAAACUGGACUGGGUCUCAUAGGGAGGAUUCAGGGGUCUGAUUGGGUCACACAACCCAAAACUGUAUUCAGUUUAAUAAAAAACAUCUAUUAGGGGCUGCAUCGCUGGAGAGCCACGGGGAGGGCUGUGUCGGUUGCUUUCUGCAGCCGCAAGUCCACCUGCUCCCCUCGCCGUCCCUGGGGCGUUGUGCGUCUCCAGUCCGGGAUCCAAGCCACCGGCCACAGGGGCCGGCCGGAUCAGUGUCCCGCCUCAGCGCCCAGAGCACAUGCUGGAGACAGAAUGAGCCAGAGAGACACGCUGGUGCAUCUGUUUGCCAGGAGAUGUGGUAGCACAGUGGGAGCUAUUCUGACAUGUCCACUGGAAGUUGUAAAAACACAACUGCAGUCACCUUCUGUGACGCUUUGUAUCUCUGAAGUUCAUUUGAACACAAUGGCUGGAGCCACUGUCAACAGAGUAGUGUCUCCUGGACCUAUCCAUUGCCUAAAGGUGAUCUUGGAAAAAGAAGGCCCUCGUUCCUUGUUUAGAGGAUUGGGCCACAAUUUAGUGGGGGUGGCCCCUUCAAGAGCAAUAUACUUUGUUGCUUACUCAAACUGCAAGGAAAAGCUGAAUGGUGUAUUUGAUCCUGAUUCUACCCAGGUACACAUGAUUUCAGCUGCAAUGGCAGGUUUUACCGCAAUCACGGCAACCAACCCCAUUUGGCUUAUAAAGACUCAGUUACAGCUUGAUGCAAGGAACCGUGGGGAAAAGCGAAUGGGUGCUUUUGAAUGUGUUCAUAAAGCAUAUCAGACAGAUGGACUUAGAGGAUUUUAUAGGGGCAUGUCUGCUUCAUAUGUUGACACAGCAGAGACUGUAAUCCAUUUUGUUAUAUAUUAAAGUAUAAAGCAAAAACUACUGGAAUAUAAAAUUGCUUCUACAAUGGAAAAUGAAGAAAAGUCUGUGAAAGAGGCAUCAGAUUUUGUGGGAAUGAUGCUAGCAGCUGCCACAUCAAAAACUUGUGCCACAGCUAUAGCAUAUCCACAUGAAGUUAUAAGAACAAGACUACGUGAAGAGAGAACAAAAUAUAGAUCUUUCUUUCAGACACUGUCUUUGGUUGUUCAAGAAGUAGGUUAUGGAUCUCUUUACCGUGGUCUAGCAACUCAUCUGGUGAGACAGAUUCCAAACACAGCCAUCAUGAUGGCCACCUAUGAAUUGGUGGUCUACCUACUCAAUGGAUAGUAUCACAUAGGGUUGCUGUACUACAAAGAGGGAAGACCAAAAGAUUACAGUAGACCACUGGAAUAUGGUCCACUGGAAUAUUGAAGCCAGCCUGGUGGACAGAAGAAAAGUAGUUUGGGAACACAUAGCAGUACUUAAGUAGAAGUUUGGUUGUAGGAAUUAAAGUAAUCAUACCACAUCACUUGGUCUUUCAAUAAUGUGAAUAAAACCUCAGAGCCUCAAAGGAAAUGCCUUUAGAAGCACUCUUUUCUCAAAAUUGCCAUUGUCUCUACCAUGUCUGCUAGACACAGUCGCAUUUAGUUGAUUUAUAUCAGUGAGAUUAUAGUGUUGUUUAUUCCAUAAGCACUUUUCCAGUCUUCUAAACAAAGGCAUCCCUAAUUAUAUACUGUACUGUAACUAUCCAAAGAUAGUAUUGGCAAUCAUAAAUUUAUAACUUCUGGCUUUUAAUUCCUGCGAAAUUAUAAAAUAACAAUAACAGUGAGAACCUCGGUAUUAUUUUCACAUUUUUCUGAGAGGACCUGGAACAAUAUUUUAAAUUACAUAGUAUUAAUAGUCACUGUUUUUGACAACCAAUGAAAUAGUAUCUAAAUAUCUUGUGUAUUUUUGGCAUUAAAAUGUUUUGGUUUCCCCUGCUAAAAGGUGCUUGAUGUUUAGCCUAAUGUGGACAUUUAAGUUGUUUGUUAACAUAUCAAACUCACAUGCCAGUAGUCUGAGACAAAAUAAACUAGUAAAAUGUUGAUCAUUGGCCAUUUCACUGACUUGAGCAUGUCCUCAGACCUUCUCUAAUUUGAUGGUACAUGAAUGAAUGUAAUUAUCUCUUCAGUGACUUACUAGUGAUAAACUUGAAUUAUUACCUGUUCAUCAUACCUAGGUAUCAUUUACUUAAAGUGGAAAAAAUUUACCACUUUUGAAUCUUUUUCUACUUACUUUCACAUUAAGAAUUUGAACUUUUGAAUUAUUUCCAGGUCUUUAUAGAUUAUAUUUAUUUUGUAGAGAAAAUGGUAAUUUUCAGUUUUGCCCUUAUAAGUUUUUUUUAAGGUAACAUUAAUACUAAUAUUUGGAAUAGUAGAAUUAAUACAGAAGAGAAGCCUCUGCUAUCUGAUCCAGCAGGUAGUGAUCUUAAUUGAUUUACAGUUUUAUAAAUGAGCUUUUGACAAGAAAUUUAUUGUGUUCUAGUUUCCUGAAUGGUAAAUCAUAGAUAAAAGCUAAUUUGGGUUAAAUGUGCUAAUAGGAUAUAGCUUUUACAUUUUGCAACUGAGUUAACUGUAACCUUUAAUACUUUAAAUGUAUUAUAUGUAUGGUCCUUAUAGAAAUGUUUGCUAUAAUUCUGUUAAGAGACUUUGCCUGUGGAUGUUGCUAUACUGAUGUAUAAAAUUUCCACAAUUACAAAAACAAAAACAAACAAACAAAAAAAAUCUAUUAGGAAAGGUUCCAGGAAGACAAAAAAAUAAUGUGUUUAUUUAAAUCCACGGACUCUGUGACUCCAUCUCAGAACUUGUGCUUUUCUAGAGAACUGUGUAAAUCUUACCAAAAAUAAUUUAGAAUUUUGGUGGCCACAAUGGGGAAGUUUUAACCUAAACAAAAUUGCUCAUCUACAGCACAUGUGUGCACGUGCAGAUAGACACACACACACAUACACACACACACACACAGAUCCCUAAUGCCCCAGA